Messenger RNA from Acipenser ruthenus (sterlet), 5298 nucleotides. RefSeq names its product alpha-L-iduronidase-like. The transcript is spliced from 14 exons. The record is from RefSeq and is a predicted model, not a curated record. Gene Ontology annotation, biological process: carbohydrate metabolic process. Gene Ontology annotation, molecular function: L-iduronidase activity. Lineage: Eukaryota; Metazoa; Chordata; Actinopteri; Acipenseriformes; Acipenseridae. Bases 320 to 2239 code for a protein of 639 amino acids.
AACAUUUUCAUGGCGCUUUUCUGUUUUUAGUUUUUUUUUUUUAACUUGAUUCGUUCGACGUUGGCCUAUCACGUGAUACAAUUAACACUGAGUCACGUGAUGUUAAAACUUUACGGGAAGUAUUUCUGACUUCUCAAGUGAUUUGCGAGCGUACGGGGAUAGGUACCACUUUUUAUUCAAUUAAAUGAGUAGCUGUGCAUUAUUAUCAUAAUAAUAUAUUAGAUUAUCUACAUGACAUCAUUAAAACAAGCUGCCUAAGAUAAUAUUUCCACUUCCAUUUAAUUUUUAAUAUAACUAUAACUACACUAAAGCUAAAAGCAUGGUCUGUUUAAGGAUUGUUUGUUUACUUGGAGUGUUGCUGCUUCAGAACCAGCACAUAUUGAAGCACGUUGCCGCUACCUCCUACACUGUCACAGUGGAUGCAGAAACACCUCAAAGAGAUCUGAAGCAUUUCUGGAAAAGUACCGGGUUUUGCCCUCCUCUUCCUCAUGAUCAAGCUGAUAAAUAUGACCUUAGCAAAGACCAGCAGCUAAAUCUUGCAUACAUCUCCUCAGUCCCACACAGAGGCAUUGAGCAAGUCCGAAUCCACUGGUUACUGGAGUUGGUAACUAUUAAUGUUGUAAAUGGAAAACCACAUUAUAACUUCACCAACCUGGAUAAUCUCAUAGACCUCUUGUGGCAGAAUGGACUAAGACCAGGUUUUGAAUUGAUGGGGAGUGCCUCUGGUUAUUUUACUGAUUUUGAAGAUAAAAAGCAGGUGGUGGAAUGGAAGAACAUGGUGGCAGUUAUCGCAAAGAGAUACAUCGAUAAGUAUGGUCUAGAGUACGUUUCCCAGUGGAACUUCGAAACCUGGAACGAACCAAGCAAUCAUGAUUUUGAUUAUGUAAAUAUGACAAUCCAAGGGUUCCUCAACUAUUAUGAUGCCUGCUCUGAAGGUCUGAAGGAAGUCAGCCCCUUCCUUCGCUUUGGGGGUCCUGGGGAUUCCUGCCACUCACCCCCACAUACACCUUAUUGCUGGGCCAUGCUCAGCCACUGCUUUAAUGGGACCAACUUCUUUACUGGAGAGACUGGCGUGCGACUGGACUACAUUGCACUGCAUAAGAAGGGUGGAGGUAGUUCCCUUCACAUACUGGAACAAGAAGUAGAGACGACCCAAGAGAUCCAGAAGCAUUUCCCUGGAUAUAAGCCGGUUCCACUUUACAACGAUGAAGCUGAUCCCUUGGUCGGAUGGUCAAAGCCACAAGUCUGGAGGGCAGAUGUGACCUAUGCAUCUAUGGUGGUAAAAGUGAUUGAUCAGCAUCAAAACCUAAUCAUUGCCAAGCCGCACAACAGCAUUAACUACACCCUGCUGAGCAACGACAAUGCGUUCCUGAACUACCACCCUCACUACUUCACACAGCGAACACUCACCACACGCUUCCAGAUGAACCUCACCAAACCACCCCACGUCCAGAUGGUGAGGAAGCCCGUUCUCACUGUCAUGGGACUGCUUGCCUUAUUAGGUGAGAAGCAAAUAUCAUCCGAUAUUGGAGCGAGUAGGGAAUCUGUUAACAUGACCUUGGGUGUAAUAGCUAGUACUCAUGAGACUGCUAUACCUGGUACCUCAGACAGCUGGCAGUCCACCAUACUGAUUUAUAACAGCAAUGACAACGACACCUCAUCUGAUGUGGGCUACGUGACGGUCAACCUCAACAACUACCCCUCCCAAUUAGGGCUGGUGUAUGUGACAUAUUAUCUAGACAACAACACAACAAACCCAUAUCUGCAGUGGAAGAAUAUUGGCAGUCCUGAUUUCCCAACCAUUGAGCAGUUUAAGCAGCUUAGAAAAGCAGAGGAGCCUCUUGUUGUGGGACCUCUUGCUUUCCCCUCCAGUGGUAGACUAACGCUGAAAGCAGAGCUUCCAAUUCCCUCCCUGUUCCUCAUCCACAUUUGUGCUAAACCCAAGGUUCCUCCAGAUCAGGUAACAGGUUUGCGUAUCAUGGCACUCACCAAAGGACAAGUGGUAAUUGUGUGGAAAGAUGGCUGUGUCAAUUCAAAGUGUUUAAAAACAUUUGAAGUGGAGUUUUCCGAAGAUGCUAAGAUAUAUAGAAGAAUUAAUGCAGGGGAUACCAUUUUCACCUUAUUUGUGUAUGUCUCAGAGAAAGCUGAAGUUUCUGGUUUUUACAGAGUGCGUGCAGUAGACUACUGGGGUCGACCAGGAGAAUAUUCACUGCCUGAACAAUACACAGAAGAGCAUUGAAACUUGUCAUUUUUCGUUUUUUGUUAAUAUAUAUAUAUAUAUAUAUAUAUAUAUAUAUAUAUAUAUAUAUAUAUAUAUAUAUAUAUAUACACUUGAAAUGUUUUAAGGGAUCAUUUUGGUAUUGUAUAUUGUGAAUACUGUAUGUCGAUAAAGCACCUUUAUUAUUAACUUACUACGAUUACGUUUAAGGUUCUACAUUGACAAAGCUUGAAUAACCAGCUAAGAAUGAAUUGACACAAUUGUGUUGUUCUGUUUACCAGAAAUUGUAUAAAAAUAUAUUAAUACAAUUUAAGAAUUAUUGGAACCUACACUUAUUAUACCAUAAUUAAAUGUAACAGAUUAAGGACAAGCAUUUGGUAAACUUUUAACCACUUUUUAAUAAAACAAAAAGCAAAAUACACAAUUUCUAGUAAUUUAACAACUAAUCUUUAUCAAAAAACAAACAAACAUGUUUCAUUUGAAGUAUUUGUUCAUGACAAAACUAUGCUUUCAGAGGCUUUCAGACAUUUUAUGAUCAUUCUUAAACAGUACGUUACAUCUUGUUGGUGAAAUCUGGGCCCAUUCUGUCUUGCAUAUUUCCUUCAGACAGAUUGGAUACACAAUGUUUGGCUACAGCUUUAUUCAGACCAGUCCAAAGCAUUUCUAUUGGAUUCAGAUCUGGUGAUUGUGAAGGCCAUUCCAGAACUUUUAUUUUGGUUUUCUUCAAGAAUUCCAGAGUUGACUUAGCCAUAUGCUUUGGGGCAUUGUUGUGUUGGAAGAUAAACUGUCCGCCAAUCAACAUACGAGCAGAUUGUGUCAUUGUACUUUGUACAAUGUUUUGAUACGUGGCUGCAUUCAUUCGAUCUUCAAUAACAUGAUUGUCUGUAGUCCCUGAACACCCCCAUAUCAUAAUCGAAACACAUUCAUGUUUUAACUGUAGGUACAAGGUUUUCUUCAUUUGAAGGCUUUCCUUUUUUUCCUCCAAACAUACUGUGGUCCAUUUUGGGGGGGGGCAACUUUAUAUUUUAGUCUCAUUGGACCAGAGAAAUUUGUGGAAGAAUGCUUCAAAUUCCUGUUCAUAUUUCUUGGCAAAUUUUAAACAGUUUGUUUUAUGAAUUUUCUUUAAAAGUGGUUUGCAGAGAGGUCUACAUGCAUACGACUCUUCUGUGUUCAGGUGCCUUUGUACAGUUCUUUCAUGCACUAUUGUACUGGAUGCUUCUAGAUCUUUCUUUAAGUCGUUGGCUGUUAAUCUUUGGGGUUUUUUUAGCUGCUUGGAUGAUUCUCCUAGCUGCUGUACCUGUUGUUUUCUUUGGACGUCAACACCUUUCCAGCAUUUCAGUUGAAUUGGUUCUAAGGUACUUUUUGGUUAUUGCUCUGAUUUGUGGAUUUUGAUAUUCCAUAUUUAUUUGAUACUAUUCUGUAGGCAUUUCCUUUUGUUAUAGUUUUCUACGAGUGUUUUUCUCAAACGUGAAUCCAACUCUUUUGUCUUGGUCAUUAUCUGCUGUGUUGCCGAAACUUUCUUCAACAGAUGAUGGAAAUAAGUACCGCUUUUUUUCUGGCUAUUGACUUUACAAAGCAGCUUAAUUAGUGUGCAGUGGUUUUCAAUCAAUUAAUAUAUUUUUGUAUUGGUUCUAUUGCAGUGUUACAGACUUUGAAUGUAAAGGUGCCAAUACUUAAUAUUGUCAUGAACAAAUAUUUGAAAUUGCUUAAGUGCUUUUUUAUAUAAAGAUUGUUUGUUAAACUACCAGAAAUUGUUUAUUUUGGUCUUUGUAAUAUUAGUUAGUGGCUAAUGUUCACUAAAUGCUUGUAUUUAACUAGUUUUCUUGAAUUCUCUUAUAUUAAGUGUAAGUUGUCAAUACAGGUAUGUAAAAGGAUGCCUGGCGUGUCGGCAAUCUGUGUCCUUUGUUUUUUUUGUUUUUGUGUUUGAAUGUAUAUAUUGCCUUGAUGUUGUUGUUGUUUUUUUGUUUUGUUUUGUUUUUUGAAAAGGUUGAAAACCUUUCAGACAGAAUUACAGUCCUGACCCAAGUUCUUUUCUACUUGUUAAAUGUGGAUAUCUAAUGACAUAUUCAGGCUUGGAUAUGUUUGAUCUUUACAGCAUUAUCCAUUUAUUUUAUUUACUGUUAGAAAACUACAAAAUUAAGUUUUCUGAGGAACUCACUGUAGAAAGACUUGUAACUAUGGCACCUAAAGGAAAAUCUAAUAAAUAUCCCAGUAUCCAUACUUGUCUGGUUAGUGGACAGGCUUUUACCAAACUGCCUAGUCAUUUUGUCAGGCAAGACAACUCUUAUCUAUGUAUUCAGACAACCAUGCAUUACACCAAUAAAUGUUCACCUUCUCUGAGGUGGUUAAGUUAUGUCAUGUGUGUUGUAGGCUGCAUCCAGUUAAGAUACUCUUAACUGGAUUCCUGGUUGAUUUUAAGUUCAUCCUGAUAAUUUUAACCUAAUCUGGAUUAUCAUUUUAUAUUGGUGCUGUUUUUGUUUUUGCCUGGUUAGUUGUUUCUAGACGGUUGAUCAGUUCCAGACUUGCCUGCCUAAGCAGAUUAGAGAAGAUGGAAACGGCAUCUGUUCCCCAAAUUAACCUUUUUUUUAAAAUGCCUUUAAUUGUGAACCUGAAUGUACGUUCUUGAGCAGUGCCUUAGAUCAGUGGUUGCCAACCCUGGUCCUGGGGACCAACUGAGCUCUCAAUUACUUAACUUGACCCUUAAUUGAAAUGAUAAUUAAUUAGACCUUUUUAAUUGUUUUCAGCUCUUAAACAGUUGCAGAGUUCAAGUUGCUUAUAAAAUGUUAUAGCUAACUUGUAUUAUGCAACUGUUUUAGAGAUUGUCAUUGAUUGUUAAAAUGUAUGAAUUGUGAAUUACAAAAAGAUGAAGGUGAUUAUCACAGAGUACAUUGCCAAAGACGUGGCUAUACUUGGGGUGUGUAUAUGCAAUACUGUAUAAAUAAAGUGUUGAAAUGUCGUCCAUAAAAAGAAUCGGCUUGUGGAUGGUAGUGGUAGAAGUUUGUAUAAAUGAUGUAUGUGAAUAUGAAAUGUUAAUAUAUGUACAAUAUGUUAUGUGCAUGAAAGUCUGUAUAAAAAAUGAA